AUGCUAUCGUCCACGGCAACACAGACAACAUUCGGUCAGCUCAGCGAGAUCUUUGGGAGGAAAGCGAUCAUAAUCCUCUGUUAUGCGGUAUUUGGCCUUGGCUGUUUCAUCGUGGGAGCUGCACAGUCCAUGACCACCGCGAUCGCUGGGAGAGUCCUCUCCGGUGCCGUCAGCGCAGGGUCCAACGUACUCGUGUCUUUGGUCGUCACGGACCUUCUUCCGGUGCGAGAAGUCGCGACCUGGAGGUCGUAUAUCAAUGUGGUUGCCGUCAGUGGCCGCUGUAUGGGUGGGCCGCUCGGAGGCUGGCUGGCAGACAUGAUAGGUUGGAGGAUCGGCUUCGGUACCGGCGUUGCACUUUCCGCCCUCUUUAUCGCCGUCCAAGCUUCCGUGAGCAAGCAACAGGUUGCUCCCGCUAUAUCGGCUCUAUAUCUUGCUUCCGGGUUCGGAACAGUCGUCGGUCUUGCCGCUGUGAGCGCGACUUUUCAGGCAGGCUUGAGGAGCACCCUCGAGGCCCGCCUGGUGAACUUGCACCUUAAUGAGGAGUUACGAAGUGAGAUCCUUGAGAAGGCGCUGGCCAGCGUUGAAUACAUUUAUAAAACAAAUGGGGACGUUGCCAAUGCGAUUACGGAGUCUUAUAUUGAUGGGCUUUGGUAUAGCCACAUCGUAUCUCUUGGCGCUUCGCUUCUGGCGUUCAUGUCGACACCUUUACUGAGAGAAUAUAAGCUAUGA
Messenger RNA from Diaporthe batatas, 729 nucleotides. RefSeq lists its product as uncharacterized. Gene Ontology annotation, molecular function: basic amino acid transmembrane transporter activity. NCBI's taxonomy places the organism in Eukaryota, Fungi, Ascomycota, Sordariomycetes, Diaporthales, Diaporthaceae. The transcript has 3 exons. The record is from RefSeq and is a predicted model, not a curated record. Gene Ontology annotation, cellular component: fungal-type vacuole membrane. Bases 1 to 729 code for a protein of 242 amino acids. Gene Ontology annotation, biological process: basic amino acid transport; transmembrane transport.